This is a messenger RNA of Microstroma glucosiphilum, 1326 nucleotides long. RefSeq lists its product as hypothetical. Bases 1 to 1326 code for a protein of 441 amino acids. The transcript has 5 exons. Gene Ontology annotation, cellular component: nucleus; GID complex; cytoplasm. Gene Ontology annotation, biological process: proteasome-mediated ubiquitin-dependent protein catabolic process. The record is from RefSeq and is a predicted model, not a curated record. Gene Ontology annotation, molecular function: ubiquitin protein ligase activity. NCBI's taxonomy places the organism in Eukaryota, Fungi, Basidiomycota, Exobasidiomycetes, Microstromatales, Microstromataceae.
AUGGAGGCCAUAGAGAAGGAAGUCGAGCGAGUCGCAGCAAAGGUACCGACGUUGUACCCCAUCGCCUCCUCCUCCUCCUCUUCCACCUCCCACCCGUCCUCAUCCAAGCAACGCUCCUCCAAAGCAAAGGCCUCCGCCUCGAGCACCACGCCCUCGUCGACUGCUACCGUAGCAGAAUCCCUCGACGGGCUCCUCGCAUCACUCGAAUCUAUCCGUUCCUCCCUCGCCAAUCCUGCUUCCUCACCACCUUCUGCGCCUGUAGUGGUGGCAGAGACGAAAGCGGCCGUUGCGGCUUCGCAACGGGCAAUUGCGGAUCGGCAAAAGGAGGUGUACAAUGCGCUUGCUCGACUGGGAAAGGCGUAUGAUAAGAAGUUUACCACGCCCAUCGAUGAGCUUGCUUCACCGGACUUGUUUACCUCGGUGGAGGCGACGAGGGCUACAGAAGCGGUCAUUAUGGAUCAGCUCAUGAGGAGCGGACAGUGGAAGGCGGCCGAGGAGUUGUCCAGGGAAUGUGGUCUCCCGCUGCCACCUUCCCACGUCUAUCUCCAGUUGGCCAAUAUCACUUCGUCCAUCCGGGCAGGCAACCUCGAUGCUGCCAUUCAGUGGGCAGAGUCUAAUCGCAAUUUUCUCACCAGCCGGUCUUCCAAUCUCGAAUUUGCCCUCCAUAGAUCUCAAUUUCUUCGCAUUGCUACGGGUGCCGGCGUAACACCCUUCUCUACAAUUCAUAUCCGCAAAGCUGUCGAGUAUGGGCGUAUCCAUUUCCGACGUCAUCUCGGUACACACCUCGCAACCAUCCAAGCCCUCUUUUCCUUUAGUCUCUUCCUCCCUCCCCUUCAGCCAAAUCGACUCCCCACCAUCUCAGAGCUGUAUGAGCAGGUUCCUUUCACCUACCAUCACUUUCUCGAUGCUCAACAGAUGCACUCUCCUCAUCUCGAGCCACUAUUUGCAAUCGAGUAUUGCGCAAGGAAUGCUAUGAGCAGGGAGGCGCCGUUGAAGAUUGCUGUCGAGGUGGGCGUUAGUGGAGGAGCGCUUCUGAAGAUUCACAAGGCCAGAAAGGUCAUGAAGGUCAGGAGGAACGAGUGGAGUCAGGCAAAUGAGCUGCCGAUCGAUAUCCCCCUCCCCUCUUCCUUCCGCUUCCACUCCACAUUCACAUGUCCAGUCAGCAAAGAGCAGGCCACAGAGGAGAAUCCUCCGAUGAUGAUGAGCUGUGGACACGUCGUCUGCGCCGAAUCACUUGCUCGACUGGGAAAGGGACACGGGAGAGUCAAGUGCCCCUACUGUCCCAUGGAGUCGACGAUCUCCCAGGCCACCAGACUCUACUUCUGA